Lichtheimia ornata is the source of this 3945-nucleotide messenger RNA. RefSeq lists its product as uncharacterized. Bases 1 to 3945 code for a protein of 1314 amino acids. The transcript has 5 exons. Gene Ontology annotation, cellular component: mitochondrial DNA-directed RNA polymerase complex. Gene Ontology annotation, biological process: mitochondrial transcription. The record is from RefSeq and is a predicted model, not a curated record. Lineage: Eukaryota; Fungi; Mucoromycota; Mucoromycetes; Mucorales; Lichtheimiaceae. Gene Ontology annotation, molecular function: mitochondrial promoter sequence-specific DNA binding; protein binding; DNA-directed RNA polymerase activity.
AUGUCGUUGCCACUUGCAAGACAGUUGGCGACAUCAAAUAAAAGUCGGCUUUGGUGUAUCACCUCUCCUCAACGACCUCUCCUCUCAGCCUGGAGACGUUAUGCUUCUUCUGCCGUAGCUACAGCGACCGUUGACACUCACUCCACAACAACUGCACAACAGCAACCAAGUCAACACCUUAUCCUUCCAAACCCUUCGCUACCCUCAUUCCGCUACAAUUCACGUGUGCUUCCCUCCCAUUUGGCCGAACAGUUUGCGAUCUUGAAUGCUUGUAUUCGAUCGGGUGACAUGGGUCGUGCUGAACGAAUCAUGAAGGAGCUCCACCGCACCAAGAAUAAGGAAAUGAAGCUGUUUGCCGAUAUCCACUUGUACAAUGCCUUCCUCAAUGGCUUUGCAGAAGCAACUAUGCCUAUGGGUUCUGAAUGUCUUAUUUGGGUGGACAAUAUGAAGAGCUUUGGCUUAUCACCAGAUGUCAACACAUAUGCAAUUACCAUUAAGGCUUAUCUCAGGCAAGUGAUCAACAACUAUACCGCUGUACGUGCAUUACUUCGAGAGAUGCAAUCCGAGACGUCGUUUACGAUGCCAGAGCUUGUCAAAUCGAGCUUUUUGUCAGAGAAUGAUGUGACCCUCUUUCGCAAUCUUAUUCGCAAUACCCCACAAAACUCAUCCAGUGAGGUACAAUCCAUGCUUACUCAACUGGAAGCCGCCGUCGAUGGUGUCCAUCCCGAAUCUGCAUCCGUUGCCAAGGAAACAUCAGCAUCUCAUACAGCAUCACAACAAGCAGAAGCAUCAUCAUCAUCAUCAUCAACAACGGCAUCUCAAGAACCCAUCAUGGAGAAUAUACCAGAAGCACGUCCAACAAAAGCUGUGGGUGUUCAAUUUCUCCGAGAACAGCUGGCUGCAUUGCAGGAUCCUGUCAAGGCCGCCACAAUGGAUCCUUAUGAACUUCAAUAUGCAUUGGAGCAGCAAGGAUAUGAAGUCGCAAUGCAGCGAUUGGAGCAUAUGAAGAAGGAGAGUUUGGAACGUGGCGAUACAUUGCAAGCAAUGAAUUUGACACCUUUGAAAAGAACAAUGUGGGAUUGGCACCAAAAGACCGUUCCUUUGAUUAUUGAGGAAAUCGAGCGCUGUGAUGAGAUCAAAGGCCGUUCAAACCAUGAUCGUAAGACUUAUGGUCCAUUCCUCAAGUUACUCAAGCCUGAGACCUUGUCGAUGAUCACCAUGUUGGAAUUGCUGAGAUUGCACAACUCCUCGGGUAUCGCUGAUGGUAUGAAAACAGCUCGUGCAGUCAUCGAUGUGGGCAAGGCUGUCGAGAUGGAGUACAAUGCAAUGCAAAUCAAAAAGGCCUCUUCCAAACGCCUCAUCAAGAAUCAAGAAGUGCAUUCUCUCUUUGCUAGUGGCAAAUUAUUCAACAUGGCUGUACGACGUGCACACGUGGAUAUGAUGAAGCAGCAACAAAUGGGCAUUGGAAGCGAACUUAUCGAGUCAUCUGAAGGCGAUACUGGUACCACAGCAGAGACUGGUGAAUGGACACCUGUAUGGCCUAGCACCAUUCGUGCCAAGGUUGGCAGUGUAUUGACAAGCAUCUUUUUGGAUGCUGCCAAGAUCCCGGUACCUAGUUUCAAUCCUGAGACAGGUGAAAAGAUCAUGGAGAACAUUCCCGCAUUUUUCCACACGUAUCAAUACGUCAAGGGCAAACGUGUUGGUAUCAUCAAGUUUUCAGAACCACUCACCGAAUUGCUCUCUCGUGAGCCCGUACGUGACACACUCCAUCCACGUUUAAUGCCUAUGAUUGUGCAUCCUCGUCCUUGGUUGAGCUAUAAUUCGGGUGGCUACUUGACAGCAAAGUCCUCUUGUAUGCGUAUCAAGGAUUCUCCCGAACAGCUGGUGUAUUUGCACAAGGCAUCAGAAGAAGAUCGUCUUAAUGCCGUUUUGGCAGGAUUGGAUGUACUUGGCUCAACACGCUGGAGAGUCAACAAGGGCGUCUUUAAUGUCGUAUUGGAAGCAUGGAAUACUGGUGAAGCUAUUGCUGAUAUCCCACGUGCCAUUUCUGAACCCGAUCCAUUACCACCCAAGCCUGAGAAUUAUGAUACCGAUCCCAAGGCCAAGUUCCAUUGGGUCAACCUCGUCAAACGACAACAAACGGAUGAAAAGAACCGACACAGUUUACGUUGUGAUGUCAAUUAUAAGGUGGAGACAGCUCGAGCAUUUUUGAAUUUGCCCAUGUUCUUCCCUCACAACAUGGAUUUCAGAGGCCGUGCAUAUCCAAUUCCACCCACACUCAACCAUUUGGGCAACGAUUUAUGUCGUGGUUUGUUGAUGUUUGAUGAAGCCAAGCCGCUAGGCGAACGAGGUUGGAGAUGGCUCAAGAUCCAUUUGGCUAACUUGUAUGGUUACGACAAGCAUUCAUUCACUGAGCGUGAAGAAUUUACCAUGAAGAACCUCGAGAACGUGUUUGAUUCGGUUGACAACCCAUUGAAUGGAAAGCGUUGGUGGUUGAAGGCUGAUUCCCCAUGGCAAUGUCUUGCUGCAUGCUUUGAGAUUGCGGGUGCUAUACGUGGUGGCAAACCUGAGGAAUUUCUUUCAAGGAUACCCGUUCAUCAAGAUGGUACUUGUAACGGUCUUCAGCAUUAUGCAGCAUUGGGUGGUGAUAUGGCUGGUGCACAAGCUGUCAACUUAGCACCUGGUGAUCGACCUGCUGAUGUGUACACUGGUGUAGCUGAAAUGGUGAACAAGCUUGUGGAAAAGGAAGCUCAAGAAGGUGUUGAAGAGGCACAAAUGCUAUUGGGCAAGAUUAGCCGCAAGGUUGUCAAGCAAACGGUGAUGACCAACGUUUACGGUGUCACGUUUAUUGGUGCACGUUCACAAAUUGAGAGGCAACUCAAGGAGCGAGAUGACAUCCCAUCCGAUCAAGUAUAUAAUCUCGCUGGCUAUUUGGCCAAGAAGGUGUUUGCCUCCCUUGGUGAAAUGUUUAAUGGUGCUCGCAAGAUCCAAGAUUGGCUCACUGAUUCAGCUCGUCGUAUUGCCAAGAGCGUUCCUGCUGAAGCAUUGCAAGAAGCUGGUAUUUUACCAAAGACGGAUGGCACCAUGGAGGAUUCUACGAGCAAUCAAGAAAACAAUGGAUCACGCAAAUCGUCCAAAAAGCAACCAUUCUCGGCAAGAAACCCCACUUCCAACCAAAUGACAUCCGUGAUUUGGACAACACCUCUUGGUCUACCCAUUGUACAACCCUAUCGUCGAUCUGGCAAGAAGCAAGUAUCCACCUUGUUGCAAACCGUGUUUAUUGAGGAUCCAGAAGCAUCACGCCCUGUCAAUGCUCUCAAGCAAAGUACUGCUUUCCCACCCAAUUUCAUUCACUCGCUUGAUGCUACGCACAUGCUCAUGUCCGCUGUCGCUUGUCACGAGCGGGGUUUGACAUUUGCAUCUGUGCAUGACAGUUACUGGACCCAUGCACGUGAUGUGGAUGAAAUGAACAAGGUCAUUCGUGAUCAAUUUAUCGAGUUGCAUUCACAACCCAUUAUGGAGAACCUUGUCAAGGAGUUUAAGGAAAGAUACAAGAGCUACAAGAUUCCUGUUACCCGUGAGAUUACCAAGGAUGGUGAACGAAUCCUUGAAGAAGAUGACGAGACCUCUGAGCUUGAGUCCGUUGGAUUUGCUAAGGCACCCAUUGAAGAAUCGGCUGGUAAAACUGAGGAGCAGGCAAAUGAAGAGCGUGCUAUGAAUGCGCUAUUUGGUCUUGAAGAUGAGGAGACGCCCGUGGAUGAAGCUGAAUCCCUAAGUGAGGAGGCUCCCAAAAAGAAGAAAAAGACUACCACCACAAAGACAACCAAAAAGCGAGGAGUACGCAAAUACGAGCACACUUGGGAUGAUUUGAAAUUGAUGCCGCUUCCAGAAAAAGGCGAGUUUGAUAUCAACCAAGUCAAAAACAGCGAUUACUUUUUCCAUUAG